Molecule: messenger RNA, 978 nt
Organism: Monopterus albus (swamp eel)
Lineage: Eukaryota; Metazoa; Chordata; Actinopteri; Synbranchiformes; Synbranchidae
Gene: tas2r202
Product: taste receptor, type 2, member 202
Exons: 1
Coding region: 1-978 (325 amino acids)
Biological process (GO): sensory perception of taste; G protein-coupled receptor signaling pathway
Cellular component (GO): membrane
Molecular function (GO): G protein-coupled receptor activity; bitter taste receptor activity
Source: RefSeq, a predicted model, not a curated record
AUGUUUGGGGAGAAUAAGUUGACCCUCUGGGUGAUGACAGGGCUGCUGGCCGUCACCACUGUCUUCUUUAAUGCUUAUAUCAUCUUGGCAAGUUUUUUUAGCUAUAAGCAGAAAAAGCACUGGUGUCCUAGUGACAUCAUCAACAUUGCUCUGUCGGCAGCCGACGUGGCUCACCAGUUGGUGUGUUACUUCUGGAUGACAAUGGAUGAAGUGGACAGCGAGUGCUACAUCGCAGAGAUGCCCUACGAUGUCAUGCUGCUGAUUAUCUUCAGUCUCAAGUUUACCAUCAUGUGGGACACCAGCUUCCUCACUUUCUUCUAUAGCACCAAGCUGGUGAGCACACCUAAUCAUUGCUACACACAGAUCCAGGCCGCCAUCCUCAAGCAUGUGACCUUAGCCGUUUUUGUCAUCCCUCUGUGCGGCCUGGCCACCUCCAUGCCGAUGCUUGUAGUGUUUAAUGCUGCCAACCACACCAAAGUGAGCAGAGACUGUAAGCUGUUACUGCUGAACACACACCCUGGCCAGGUUUAUGGAGUCAUUUACCUGCUCCUGGCUGAUGUACUGCCAGGGGUGCUCAUGGUGAAAUGCUGCAUCUCCAUCUCCUACCACCUGAACAUCCAUCUCCGCCACAUGAAAGCCAUCACCAACGGAGCCCACUGCCCAAAGCUGGGUUCCCAGAUGAGGGUGAUCCGGAUGGCUUUAUCUCUAGUGGCUGUCUUUGCCCUCUUCCUUGCGAUCGACCUGUACGUACACUACUACAUUAUUGCAAACCUUGAGAAUGAGAUUGUGCUCACGUUCUUCUUCAUGUCCGUCUACACAACUGUCACCGCCAUGCUGUUGAUCUAUGGGAAAAAGACUCUCUCAAAAGCUCUUAUACACGACGUCAAUGUCUGCCUGGAUGAAUAUCCAUAUUUGUCUUGUCUGAAGCUGCCUGAACACAAAACUAAACCCAGCAUUCAUGCACAAGUUAAACACUGA